This is a messenger RNA of Diaporthe citri, 804 nucleotides long. RefSeq lists its product as uncharacterized. Gene Ontology annotation, cellular component: nucleus; CCAAT-binding factor complex. Gene Ontology annotation, biological process: regulation of DNA-templated transcription. Gene Ontology annotation, molecular function: DNA-binding transcription activator activity, RNA polymerase II-specific; DNA binding; protein heterodimerization activity. The record is from RefSeq and is a predicted model, not a curated record. NCBI's taxonomy places the organism in Eukaryota, Fungi, Ascomycota, Sordariomycetes, Diaporthales, Diaporthaceae. Bases 1 to 804 code for a protein of 267 amino acids. The transcript is spliced from 4 exons.
AUGGACCCUUCCCAGAACCAGCAGCAAGGGCAACAGCAACAGGCCAGGCCGGUAUACGACACCAGCCACGGUGGACACUAUGGCGCGAGCGCAGCGCUGUCCGCCCAGGGUUAUGCGCCGGCCGAGCUCUACACGGGGCCUUGGGCGAACGUUCACCAGGGCCUCAAUGGGCAGUACAAGGAUAUCCUGACGACAUACUGGCAGCAGACGAUCAACCACCUCGAGAGCGACUCCCACGACUACAAGCUCCACCAGCUGCCGCUCGCACGUAUAAAGAAGGUCAUGAAGGCGGACCCAGAGGUCAAGAUGAUUAGCGCUGAGGCGCCGAUACUGUUCGCCAAGGGUUGUGAUAUCUUCAUUACGGAGCUGACUAUGCGAGCAUGGAUUCACGCCGAGGAGAACAAGCGACGAACCCUGCAGCGGUCCGACAUCGCUUCGGCACUCGCCAAGUCCGACAUGUUCGACUUCCUCAUUGACAUUGUCCCCCGCGAGGAGGCAGCAUCGCACUCUAAAAGGCAGGCUGGCCAGCAGCAGGCCGGCCAGGGUGUGCCGCAGGCAGCUCAGGCCUUGCCCGGACAGCACGUCCAAGCAAACCACGCACAGCACCCCAUGGGUCCGACGGACUAUGGCAUGCCCGGCCACGCCCUCGGCACGGAGGCCGACUACCGUCAACCGCCUAACAUGUACCCUGGACAAGUCGCCCCCAACCCUCAGGCUGCAUACGGUCAGGCACAGGCUCCUAUGUAUGGCGAGAUGCCCCCCAUGUACGGCUAUGAAGCCAUGCAGCCACAACAAAGCGCCUGA